Messenger RNA from Pyrgilauda ruficollis (rufous-necked snowfinch), 2473 nucleotides. It is a transcript of the gene SDSL, whose product is annotated as serine dehydratase like. Lineage: Eukaryota; Metazoa; Chordata; Aves; Passeriformes; Passeridae. Gene Ontology annotation, biological process: L-serine catabolic process; L-threonine catabolic process. Gene Ontology annotation, molecular function: L-serine ammonia-lyase activity; pyridoxal phosphate binding; threonine deaminase activity. The coding region runs from base 451 to 2016 and encodes 521 amino acids. The transcript has 9 exons. The record is from RefSeq and is a predicted model, not a curated record.
AGGAAAAGGGCACGCUGGAAAUGCCACAGUGUUGCUGAUUCCCUUUUUUGUUUCCUUAAACAUGGAAAAGCAAACAAAAAGCUGUUAAAUACCAUCCCAGCUGCUGCCACAGUGUCAGCCAGGGACGCUGGCCGAGGGAAGUGACCAGGUGACAGCCUGGCAUGCCUUCCUCAUGGCAGGGAUGGAGCCAAAGGGGAGCAGAAGAGGCACAGGGAGGGGGGUAUGGGGUGGAAAGGGACCCUAGAGCACCCCAGGGCUGAGCUGAAAUGUACCCUCCCAAGGGGAGCCCCAGCUUCACCCCUGUGAGCUGGGACAGGCUUCUUCCACACCUUUCCAGCUCCUGCUGCUGUCCCACCCUCAUGGAAGUGCCUGCAGUCUCUGCCUACUGUGAGGUGGGGGCGUCACUCAAGGGGCUGGAGCUGUGUCCCCCCCGAUGCCCCCAUUCAAGAAAUGCUCCUCAUUGCCCUCCUUUCCAGGCCCCGUGUCCCAAAAGCAGCAGAGUGGCCCUGCAGAGGGGCAGUGCUGUGCUCAGGGGUGGUGUGGGAAGGAAGCAGGGAUGUUUUGUUGGCACCAAAGACCAGCUCCAUGAGGAGCAGGGCAAUCCCAGAGCUCUCCCCUGCUUGCUGCCUGCCAGCAGUGCUGCUCAGGGGGGUUUGCAGCCCAGUUUGGGGCAGGACACUGAAAUCCUGUAUUCUGCUUUCACUGCUGUGUGUCUGGCACUGGGGCAGAGCUGGCACAGUGUGGGGUUCCCAGUGCUCCCUGUUUGGCCUGUGUUGGUCCCAGUGCAGUGUCCCCCCCCUCCAGGACUCCUUGUGCCCUUUGCUUCCAGGCUGCUCCAGCUUGGCCAGAGCAACAGAGGAACCUCCUGAGGCUGCGGGGCUGCGAGCCAGGGCUGGCCCUUCCUCCAGAUCCCUCCUUCCUCCUCCUCCUCCCUGCCUGCUGUGGUCAGCACCAGCCCCUCAGAGCAAAGGCUCGGCGGUGGGUGAGGACAAGCAGAGACAUCCCGCGGACACCAGCAUCCGCGGUCAGGCCAUGGCAGCCCAGCCACUCGGGGGCCAGAAGCCCUUCCACGUCGUUUCACCCGUCCUGGAGAGCCUGUCCCUCUCCAAGGCCGUGGGCACCAAGGUCUUCAUGAAGCUGGAGAACGUCCAGCCCUCGGGAUCCUUCAAGAUCCGGGGCAUCGGGCACCUGUGCCAGGAUGCUGCCAAGAAGGGCUGCCGCCGCUUCGUCUGCUCCUCAGGAGGGAACGCGGGUCUGGCAGCAGCGUACGCAGCCCGGGAGCUGGCCCUGCCCAUCACCGUGGUGGUCCCCAGCAGCAGCGGCCCCACCCCCGUGCGCAAACUGCAGCAACUGGGGGCGACUGUCGAGGUCUACGGCAAGGUGUGGGAUGAUGCCAACAGCAGAGCCCAGGAGCUGGCUAAGACAGAGGGCUGGGUCAUCAUCCCCCCCUUCGACCACCCCUUGGUGUGGGAGGGUCACGCCAGCCUGGUCCGGGAGCUGAAGGACUCUCUGGAGGACAAACCAGGCGCCAUCGUGGUGGCGGUGGGUGGCGGGGGGCUGCUGGCCGGUGUCGUGGCCGGCCUGCAGCAGGUGGGCUGGCAGGAUGUCCCCAUCAUCGCCGCCGAGACGCUGGGAGCUCACAGCUUCCACGAGGCGCUCAAAGCCGGCCGGCUCGUCACCCUGCCCGACAUCACCAGCGUGGCCACGUGCCUGGGAGCCAAGACAGUGGCGGCGCGGGCGCUGGAGUGUGCCCAGGAGUGCCAGGUGCUCUCGCAGGUGGUGCAGGACGCCGAGGCCGUGCGGGCUGUGCAGCAGUUCCUGGAUGACGAGCGGCUGCUGGUGGAGCCGGCGUGCGGAGCCCCCCUGGCCGUGCUCUACUCGGGGCGGCUGCGGCGGCUGCAGAGCGAGGGGCGGCUGCCGAGCCCGCUGCGCCCCGUGCUGCUCGUGGUGUGCGGCGGCAGCAACAUCCACACGGCCCAGCUGCGGGCCCUGCAGAGCCAGCUGGGGCUGGAGUGACACCCGCGCCGGGCAGGGCAUGUGGCAGAGCCCGCCUGGCACGCUCUGCUUGCUUUCAUUCCCAAAGAACCGAAAUAAAGCCUGGGGACGCGGGCCGGGCUCCUCACGCAGCCUUUUUCAGCAGGCAGUGUCCAUGCAGGGAGGGGGAAACUGAGGCACGGGGGUCGCACUGCAGGCACAAGGUGCUGAGGGUGGGACUGGGCCCGCACAUCCCGCUUUUCCCCUGGGACAUGCCGGGUAUUCUGCUCUGCCCCCUCUCCUCACUCCCCCUGCUCCUCCCCAGGCUGUUCGGGCUGCAGCUCCCCUCCUCAAUUAGCAAACGCUCCCUUUCUGACUAAUUACUUUGCUACUGUCUUUAUGCAUUAUUAUUGUAAUGAUUAUUAAUUAUUACAAUCCUCUCCCGUUCCUGCACAUUGGCUGUGGCCAGACGAGAACAGCACUCUUGUUUCGGUGAUUU